This is a messenger RNA of Arachis stenosperma, 3700 nucleotides long. Its product is annotated as vacuolar protein-sorting-associated protein 11 homolog. Gene Ontology annotation, molecular function: protein binding; protein-macromolecule adaptor activity. Gene Ontology annotation, biological process: vesicle-mediated transport; endosome organization; organelle fusion. The transcript is spliced from 6 exons. The record is from RefSeq and is a predicted model, not a curated record. Gene Ontology annotation, cellular component: HOPS complex; endosome. NCBI's taxonomy places the organism in Eukaryota, Viridiplantae, Streptophyta, Magnoliopsida, Fabales, Fabaceae. The coding region runs from base 381 to 3269 and encodes 962 amino acids.
AUUUAGCAAAUUUUUUUGGUGACUUUUUUGUUUUUGGUGACUUAAUUUAGCAAAUUUGUUUACUCCGUCAGUCCGUUGCAUACGCUGAAAGUUGAAACAAAAUAAGUCUAGGAUCACCAUACCACCGCCGCUCAUCUCUUUACCAGCUCAUCACGUCGUGCCGCUCUACUGCCCUUCUUAUUCCACCAACACCGUCGCUGCCGCCGCCAGAGAGAGUCUCACAACUACCGUCGCUGUUCGCAAUUGAUCACUCUCCUUCACGGACCGAGAAAGACACUGCCUAGGUAUCUGAGAGUAGAUAAAAUCAUGGUGAUGGUACCCUUCUCUAAAGAAGGGAAGUGAUUCAAAGAAGAAGGGAGCAUUUUGGUGAAGCCGGAUCGAUGUAUCAAUGGAGGAAGUUUGAGUUCUUCGAGGAGAAGUAUGCGGCGAAAUGCGUGGUUCCGGAUGGCGAGGAAGACGAUGAUCUCGCCACGAAGAAGAUCACUUGCUGUUCCAGUGGCAGGGGAAAGGUGGUGACUGGUUUUGAUGAUGGUAACGUUUGCUUGUUUGAUCGAGGUCUCAAGUUCAAUUACGCCUUCAAGCCUCACGCUUCCAGUGUCCUCUUUCUUCAACAGCUCAAGCAACGCAACUUCUUAGUAACUAUUGGGGAAGAUGAACAACUUUCUCCCCAGCAAUCACCUUUGUGCCUGAAGGUUUUUGACCUUGAUAAGAUGCAACCAGAGAGUUCAAGCAUGACGAGUCCUGAUUGUGUUGGGAUAUUGCGUAUAUUCACCAAUCAGUUUCCUGAGGCACAGAUUACUUCUUUUUUAGUCUUAGAAGAAGUGCCUCCUAUACUACUCAUAGCUAUUGGCUUAGACAAUGGUUCUAUUUACUGCAUCAAAGGAGAUAUUGCAAGGGAACGUAUCAGCCGAUUCAAGCUUCAGGUGGAAAGCCAUUCAGACAAAACCCUGUCCUCCAUAAAUGGUCUUGGAUUUAGGGUAGAUGGUCGAUCUCUACAACUGUUUGCUGUAACUCCAAGUUCAGUGAGCUUGUUCUCAUUGCAUGAUCAACCACCAAGAAGGCAAACCCUUGAUCAGAUUGGAUGUGAUGGACAUAGUGUUGCAAUGAGUGACCGCUCUGAGCUGAUGAUUGGGCGACCUGAGGCAGUAUAUUUUUAUGAAGUUGAUGGGCGUGGUCCGUGUUGGGCCUUUGAGGGAGAGAAGAAAUUGCUAGGAUGGUUUCGAGGGUACCUUUUGUGUGUCAUUGCUGAUCAAAGAACACGAAAGCACACUUUCAACAUUUAUGACCUGAAGAAUCGUUUAAUAGCCCAUAGUGCGUCGGUUAAAGAGGUUUCUCACAUGCUGUAUGAAUGGGGUAACAUCAUACUUAUAAUGAGUGACAAGUCAGCUUUAUGUAUAGGGGAAAAAGACAUGGAAAGCAAGUUAGACAUGUUAUUUAAGAAGAACCUAUAUACCGUAGCAAUUAAUCUUGUUCAAACUCAGCAAGCUGAUGCUGCUGCCACAGCUGAGGUGCUAAGAAAAUAUGGAGAUCAUCUGUAUAGCAAGCAAGACUAUGAUGAGGCAAUGGCUCAAUACAUUCAUACUAUUGGUCACCUUGAACCUUCUUAUGUCAUACAGAAGUUUUUGGAUGCUCAAAGAAUCUACAACCUGACAAAUUAUUUGGAAAAACUACAUGAGAAGGGUCUUGCUUCUAAAGAUCACACCACACUUCUAUUGAACUGUUACACCAAACUUAAGGAUGUUGAAAAGCUAAAUCUGUUUAUUAAAAGUGAUGACAGUGUUGGGGAACUUAAGUUUGAUGUGGAGACAGCAAUCAGGGUUUGUCGUGCUGCCAAUUAUCAUGAGCAUGCAAUGUAUGUUGCAAAGAAAGCGGGGAGACAUGAGUGGUACUUGAAAAUUUUGCUUGAAGAUCUUGAUAGAUAUGAAGAGGCUUUGGAAUAUAUUUCAAGUCUUGAAGCAAGUCAAGCAGGGAUGACAAUAAAGGAGUAUGGUAAAAUUCUAAUAGAGCACAAACCAAUGGAGACAAUAGAGAUUCUCAUAAGGCUCUGUACAGAGGAUGGAGACAAAAGAGGAGACUCAAAUGGUCUCUAUGUAUCUAUGUUGCCAUCUCCGGUUGAUUUUCUCAGCAUCUUCAUUCAUCAUCCUCAGUCCCUUAUGGAAUUUCUCGAGAAAUAUACCAAUAAGAUCAAGGAUUCACCUGCUCAAGUGGAGAUUCACAAUACCCUCUUAGAAUUGUAUAUAGCCAAUGAGUUGAACUUUCCUUCAAUGUCACAAGUUAAUGGGGGAGGAGAUUACCUUAAUGGAGCAUCGGCAAAAGCUGCGACUUUAAAUGCCGAAUCCAAUGGAACCACUGCUGGUAAAAAAGGUUCAAAGGAGGAGAAGGACCGUCUUGUAAGGCGUGAGAAGGGUCUACGCUUACUUAAGAGUGCAUGGCCUGCAGAAGCAGAACAUCCACUUUAUGAUGUUGAUUUAGCAAUUAUAUUAUGUGAAAUGAAUGCAUUCAAAGACGGACUUCUAUAUUUGUAUGAAAAGAUGAAACUUUAUAAAGAAGUGAUUGCUUGCUAUAUGCAGGCGCAUGAUCAUGAGGGGUUAAUUGCAUGCUGCAAAAAGCUGGGGGAUUCAGUUAAAGGAGGGGAUCCAACUCUUUGGGCAGAUUUACUUAAAUAUUUUGGUGAGCUCGGAGAAGAUUGCUCCAAAGAAGUAAAAGAAGUUUUGACCUAUAUUGAGAGGGAUGAUAUUUUGCCCCCCAUAAUUGUCCUUCAAACUCUUUCAAGAAAUCCAUGCCUCACACUUUCUGUAAUCAAAGACUACAUUGCUCGAAAGCUUGAGCAGGAAUCAAAGAUGAUUGAGGAGGAUCGACAAGCUAUUGAGAAAUAUCAGGAAGAUACACUGGCAAUGAGAAAAGAGAUUCAGGAUCUUCGGACAAAUGCUCGAAUUUUCCAGCUUAGCAAGUGCACUGCAUGCACUUUUACCCUUGAUCUCCCUGCUGUGCACUUCAUGUGCAUGCACUCAUUUCAUCUGCGCUGCCUCGGUGACAACGAAAAAGAAUGCCCUGAGUGUGCUCCUGAAUACAGAUCUGUCUUAGAAAUGAAAAGAAAUCUGGAGCAAAAUUCUAAGGACCAGGAUAGGUUUUUCCAUCAAAUCAAGAACUCCAAAGAUGGGUUUUCUGUCAUUGCCGAAUAUUUCGGGAAAGGGAUCAUCAGCAAAACAAGUAAUGGAUCCACUUCUGAUCUCAGAGCUGCAGCUUCUUCAUCCAAUAGUGGCUUCUGAAGUUGACAAUUUUUGCCUUCUCAACUUCAUCAUUUCUCUAUUUUGCUGGCUGUUAAGAUUUGAUUUCCCUUUUGUGAGAAAAUUUGAAGCUGCUUGUUUGGGUACUUGACAGCCUCUCCUUGGUGGAAAUUUAAGAGAAAUAAUUAGGGCAAUCUGAGGUUUCCUAGGUGUGCAUUCAAGUAUUUAUUUUCCUUUUUUGUGUGUAAAAAUACGAGGGAUUUAUAAUAACGAAGAUGAGAUUUAUCCAAUACAUACAAAUAUUAAAUCCCAUGAGAAAUAGUGGCACUUUGAAUUCUGAUCGGUUUUAGUGUGGGUUUGAUUCACAAUUUUUAUUUUCUUGCUUUGAAUAAAUGUACCAUGAUUUAGUUUCUAUGUACAAGAUAAAUUUGUAUUUGCUGUCUGUUCAAAUUUGCCAGAAUUUUAUUUUUAAA